UCAUGUGCACCGCAACGCCGACAUCCCUCAGCCAGUAGCCCGCGCGUUUGCCGAGAAAAAUCCACCUUUUGUCUCAAACAAGAGCCGAGGCGAAAUGAGGCCUCCUCUGGUCGGGCCUUACACCGUUUUGGCGCAGGACGCCAAGGGAUGCUGCAGUCUGCACGCCCGGACGGCGGCGAUAACCGCCGCUGUUUUUUCACUGAGCAUCUCCAUACUUGUGGUGCUAAUUUACAGCUGGCGGAUCAGCGUGAACGAGGCCAAGUUCGCCGAGCUCGAGGACGUUUAUUACGGUGUACAAAUUGCCUACUUCGCUAUUAUUGGCACUCAGCUGUUUAUGAUGCUCCUCAGCGUCGUCCUGCUCGCUGGAGUGGUUAAGGAAAAGGCCGGACUGGUGGCACCGUGGAUUAUGGGCUGCGUCGCUUUCUUGGCUCUCGAGGCGGUCGCCAUGGUUUAUUCAAAUGUUCUGCGAGACCACGUAAACAGGCAAUUCGACGCCAUCUGCAAGGCUGAGGUGGCUUUUUAUUUGUGCAGAGCCGUUCUGAACGUGGUUGCCCUGAGUGGGGUGAUGCGGUUUUACCAUCUUCUCAAGGCGGGCAUCACGUGGAAAGGGCCCGAGUCCAUCGAGCUCUGAGGCCGGCGGCGCGGAAGUUGCGGAAGUGACUCCUCGCUCCUCUCUUCCACCAGCCACUCCUCGGGCCCUCAACCCGUCUAAUUAUCAAAGUUAAGUGUAAACGUACUUGUCGAGUACGCAUACCUACCACGGUGCACCACUCGCGCACACAAUGGAGUGCCACAGGGACACUUUCUUGCCCGAGAGAGAAAGAGUGAGACGGACACGGGUGCACUACAUAUCGAUGUUCCUAAAUGUUCACCAAGCAGAGUGGGCAACUGAGAGUGCAUGAGAGUGUCUCUAUUAUUCGUUCAUUUUUAAUGAACAAAAUUAAAAAAAUCUUUGGUAAUUAAUGAUUUUUUUACAUAAUAAAGCAAGAUGUAGUUUUAUGAAAGUGAAAAAUGCAAAGCUAAAAUGAAAAAUUUCAAGUCUGAUUUGUUUAAAGAGCCGUUACAGUAAAGAUUUGCUUGUUUUGAAUUUAAAGGAAUUUUAAUUUCAUGACUGAUUAUCUAAAUCUCAAUAAAGAAAUUUGCACACCUGAAAGCUUCGACGGAAUUUAAUCAAUUUUUUUUCGAACCAAAAGUUUUAAUUUUGCUUAUAUUUGUUGAAUUUCCAGACGGAAAAGAGGUUAAAAUGAUUGGAGUGCGAAUAUUUUGAUUGAGAUAUAGAUUUUAUGAGUCAAGAAUAAAAAUUGUUAGUGAAAAGGCGAUAAAUUAUUGAGAAUUUGUUUGAAAUUCAUGACCGUUGUAUGACGCACACAAAAAUUGAAACUUUUAAUGUAGACUGCCGAGAAAUAAUAAUCUUUUAAUGUGAGAAAUUGCAAAUAAAGGCAAAAUUUAGUGUCCAAAACAAAAACAUCCAUUAUGCAAGAGAGGGUGUAAUUGGAAAAGAGGUAUUUUGUCAAGUGAGAAUGUAUGAAGUGUGAAUCUCUAUUUUGAGGCCCUAAUUUUGUAACGGGCAAAAACUGUGGUCGAUUUAGAUUAAGUAAAAAUUUAAUUAUAACCACAAAAUAUACACAAAAAUUUUCAAUGUAAGAGAAACAACUUCAGUGUGAGUAAAAGAA
Molecule: messenger RNA, 1673 nt
Organism: Neocloeon triangulifer
Lineage: Eukaryota; Metazoa; Arthropoda; Insecta; Ephemeroptera; Baetidae
Exons: 7
Coding region: 95-631 (178 amino acids)
Source: RefSeq, a predicted model, not a curated record